UUUAGAAUUCGAAAAUUUACCGUCUCGCUUUAGCGCGCGCGAAUAGAAAAUUUUCAGAAAAAAACUUGCGAUCUGCGUUCUAUUCUUUGGCGAUCGAUGGCGAUGAGGUACGAUGAUCAGCAGCAGCUCCAGCUCCAGGUCUUGGAUCGAGAGGACGCCGAUUACGAGGAGGAUUGCUUCGAAUCCAUCGAUAAAUUGAUUUCUCAAGGAAUCAAUGCUGGAGACGUCAAGAAGCUCCAGGAUGCAGGGAUCUAUACUUGCAAUGGCCUGAUGAUGCAUACGAAGAAGAGUCUAACGGGGAUCAAAGGUUUAUCCGAAGCAAAAGUUGAUAAGAUCUGUGAAGCCGCCGAAAAGAUAGUGAGCAGCGGUUACAUCACUGGGAGCGAUCUCAUGCUCAAACGGAAAGCAGUGAUUAAAAUCACCACAGGCAGCAAUGCUCUUGAUGAACUUCUUGGCGGUGGAAUUGAGACACUUCAAAUCACUGAAGCAUUUGGAGAAUUUCGCUCAGGAAAGACCCAGCUGGCUCAUACUCUCUGCGUCUCAACACAGCUUCCAAUCUCUAUGCACGGAGGCAAUGGGAAAGUUGCUUACAUUGAUACCGAAGGAACAUUCCGGCCUGAAAGGAUUGUUCCUAUUGCUGAGCGAUUUGGGAUGGAUGCUAACGCUGUUCUUGACAACAUUAUAUAUGCGCGGGCAUACACAUAUGAACACCAGUACAAUUUGCUGUUAGGACUUGCUGCAAAAAUGUCUGAAGAACCAUUCAGGCUCCUGAUUGUGGACUCGAUCAUUGCUCUAUUCAGAGUGGAUUUCUGCGGAAGGGGAGAACUUGCAGACCGCCAGCAAAAGUUGGCACAAAUGCUUUCUCGCCUGAUAAAAAUCGCAGAGGAAUUCAAUGUUGCAGUCUUCAUGACAAACCAUGUGAUCGCUGAUCCCGGAGGAGGGGUGUUCAUCUCUGAUCCCAAAAAACCCGCUGGCGGGCAUGUGAUGGCGCAUGCCUCUACUGUUCGCCUGAUGCUCAGGAAAGGCAAAGGAGAACAGCGAGUCUGCAAGAUAUUCGAUGCCCCUAACCUUCCUGAGUCUGAAGCAGUUUUUCAGAUAACCCCUGGUGGAAUUGCUGAUGCAAAGGACUGAAACUGGUGCGGGGCGCUCGAAAGCUUACAUGGAAACAGUACAGGUUAAUUUGUAACCCGAUGUUUAGUAUGAAUGUCGGUGCGGAAUUUCCCAUGGAAAAUUAGUUACACGUCUGAGCAUGUGUAUUCGCGUAUAGGUUAAUAGGAUCGCCAAAGGAACUAGUGUUCUGAUUCAAUUUCAUGUUAUAGAUGUGAGCCGACACAAUUUACCUAAAUCUCUUGCAUGCUUGAAGAAAUAGCUUUGUCCUUAA
Messenger RNA from Asparagus officinalis (garden asparagus), 1381 nucleotides. Its product is annotated as meiotic recombination protein DMC1 homolog. Gene Ontology annotation, biological process: DNA recombinase assembly; mitotic recombination; DNA strand invasion. Gene Ontology annotation, cellular component: nucleus; condensed nuclear chromosome. The transcript is spliced from 14 exons. The record is from RefSeq and is a predicted model, not a curated record. Gene Ontology annotation, molecular function: double-stranded DNA binding; ATP hydrolysis activity; DNA strand exchange activity. The coding region runs from base 97 to 1131 and encodes 344 amino acids. NCBI's taxonomy places the organism in Eukaryota, Viridiplantae, Streptophyta, Magnoliopsida, Asparagales, Asparagaceae.